Messenger RNA from Linum trigynum, 1159 nucleotides. Lineage: Eukaryota; Viridiplantae; Streptophyta; Magnoliopsida; Malpighiales; Linaceae. The record is from the annotation of a GenBank genome assembly.
CAAGAUGGCCGAGUUGGUCUAAGGCGCCAGUUUCAGGUACUGGUCCGAAAGGGCGUGGGUUCAAAUCCCACUCUUGACAAAUUAUUUUUUCUACCCAAUUUACCCAAAUGGAAGUUAUUGAACGGUUCUCUUUUUUGUCAUGGGUCGGAAUAGGCUUGGGCCUGAGUCUUGACAACUCAGCCAUGGUUCAGCCGAAGAGCGGGUUUUGGCGCCGUACAGUACAGAUGGGAGAAUCGGGUUUCCGGCUGCUCCUCGCAGGUCCAAUGGUUUACGGAUGCUUGUACUGCGCUCGCUCCUAUGAACAAACCCUUUCCACCUUGAAUUUCGCUGAUUCAAAGACCUUGAAGGAAGAGAAGAGGGAGGAACUGUUUGAAAGUCUCAAAGCUGACGAAUCAAUUAGAUGGGCUGUCGAUGUCAUUGAUCCGAGAGAGCUCUCCGCGAAAAUGCUCAGGAAGCAUAAGAUAAAUCUGAAUGAAAUAUCACAUGACUCUGCAAGUGGCCUUGUCAAGAGAGUACUUAACAUGGGAGUCCUUUUAGCAGAGGUCUAUGUUGAUACGGUUGGAGAUCCAGAGAAAUAUAGAGUGAAACUGUCUGAAAGAUUUCCAUCCAUCAAAUUCGUGGUGGCGAAGAAGGCUGAUAGUCUCUACCCGGUUGUGAGUGGAGCCGGCAUAGUUGCCAAGGUCACUAGAGAUAGAUCCCUGAGAGAAUGGGUGCUUGAUGAAACAUACGAAGACAUUGGCAGGAAAUUUGGUUCUGGGUACCCUGGAGACCCGGAUACCAAGGCAUGGUUGGAGCAACACAAACACAGAGUGUUUGGCUUCCCAACAUUAGUUCGUUUCAGUUGGGCCACAUGUAAUUCCUACUUCAAAGAUGGUGUAGAAGUCUUGUGGGAGGCUGACAGGGAUGAAGAUGAUAUUGGCAACAGCAAUGGCAGACGACAAUUGAAGUUGAGCAACUUUGGAGUGACAACCUCCAAAAAGAAGAAGGAAGAAGAAGUUGAAUCAAGUGGUAAAGGGCGUUGCAAAUUUUUCGAGACUAGGCAACUUGAACAACUUGCUGAUUUCUAACGUUAGUUUCUUUACUUUACUGUCUUGAAUUAUAAUGCUACACUUCUACAUUCCGAACCCUUUGUCAUUGUAAAUAAUAUUGAUGAACAUCC